Canis lupus familiaris (dog) is the source of this 3841-nucleotide messenger RNA. It is a transcript of the gene PPP1R3E, whose product is annotated as protein phosphatase 1 regulatory subunit 3E. The record is from RefSeq and is a predicted model, not a curated record. The transcript has 3 exons. Gene Ontology annotation, molecular function: glycogen binding; protein phosphatase 1 binding. Gene Ontology annotation, biological process: regulation of glycogen biosynthetic process. NCBI's taxonomy places the organism in Eukaryota, Metazoa, Chordata, Mammalia, Carnivora, Canidae. Gene Ontology annotation, cellular component: protein phosphatase type 1 complex. Bases 322 to 1161 code for a protein of 279 amino acids.
GGGGCGAGAGGGCCGAGGCACCGGAGGGCGAGCGCCGCCGAGCGCACGCUCAGAGCAGACAGCCCGCAGGAGGCAGGAGAUGAUGGUCUACAACCCGGGGAGCUGGCAGCCAGAGCGGGGGGAAAGGUAGUCUCGGAGGGGAGACAGAGCCACAGGACGUGGAGAUCCUGGAGGUGACAGCAAGGAGAGGACGCCGCGGCAGCGGCAGCGGCAGCGGCAGCGGCGAGGGGCGGCUUCUGCGCGGACGCCGGGCGGUCGGGGGAGAGGAGAGCAGGGCAACGCGGCGGCGCUGCAGGAGGGCCCGGCCGGGGCGGGGGGGCCAUGUCUCGAGAGCGGCCCCCCCGCACCGACAUCCCCCGCAACCUGAGCUUCAUAGCCGCGCUGACAGAGCGUGCCUACUACCGCAGCCAGCGGCCCAGCCUCGAGGAGGAGCCGGAGGUGGAGCCCGGCGAGGGCGGGACGCGCCUUGGGGCCCGAUCCCGCGCUCACGCCCCGAGUCGGGGUCGCCGGGCUCUUUCUGCUCCCGCCGGAGGCGGCGGCGUCCGGGCGCCCCGCAGCCGCAGCCCCGACACCCGCAAGAGAGUGCGUUUCGCCGACGCGCUUGGGCUGGAGCUGGCCGCGGUGCGCCGCUUCCGCCCCGGAGAGCUGCCCCGGGUGCCUCGCCACGUGCAAGCGCAGCUGCAAAGGGACGCCCUCCGCCACUUCGCGCCGUGCAGGCCUCGCGCCCGCGGCCUCCAGGAGGCGCGCGCCGCCCUGGAGCCGGCCAGUGAGCCCGGCUUCGCCGCCCGCUUGCAGGCGCAGCGCAUCUGCCUGGAACGCGCCGAGGCGGGCCCGUUGGGCGUGGCCGGGAGCGCGCGCGUGCUGGACCUGGCCUACGAGAAGCGCGUGAGCGUGCGCUGGAGCGCCGACGGCUGGCGGAGCCAACGCGAAGCGCCCGCCGCCUACGCCGGCCCGGCCCCGCCCCCGCCGCGCGCCGACCGCUUUGCCUUCCGCCUGCCCGCGCCGCCCAUCGGGGGCGCCCUGCUUUUCGCCUUGCGCUACCGCGUGACCGGCCACGAGUUCUGGGACAACAACGGCGGCCGCGACUAUGCGCUACGUGGGCCCGAGCACCCCGGGAGCGGCGGAGCCCCGGAGCCCCAGGGCUGGAUCCACUUUAUCUGAGCCACCUGCGGCCGACGGCGGGCAAACCAAAGGCUCCUUCUUGACAGUCGUCUAGAAGGGAGAAGAGGGAAAAGAAGCAGUUCCUGAUGCAGAUGAACAGCUGCUCCCAGGUAACCAGUUCCCCACACCCUUUUCUAUCUGUUACUACUUUCUUAAAAAUUUCUGAAUCCCCCUCUUCCUUAUUACCAAGUCAGAGAGUGCAUGCACAUGGGCCCAUACAUGCAUUCAGAACAGAGUAUGGGGCUUGUUACCAUGCCCCUCCUAUCCAAAGCCUUAGUCUUUUGAAGGAAGAUGGCCAAAAAAAGAGGAAUCUUGAGUCACUCCUCAAAGAAAUGCCGGUUUAAACAUCAUCCUUACCUGAUGAAGAAAACAAAAAAUUUCAUGCAUCUUGUGGAUCAUCUUCAGGUCAAAGUUCCAGCAGAGUGAAGAAAGAAAUUCCUGGAAGCCACCAAACAAUGUGCUUUUUAGUCAUCGAUGAAGAGCCCAAGGGAGGAUGAUGGAGAAGGAAGAGCCUGGGUUGAGGCUCAGUGUAUAAUAAUCUCUUGCCUAAUGUGUAUGCAUUAUUGUCAUGUUGUAUUAACAAUCAUAAUAGCUCACCUUUACUUAGCAACUAAAAUCUGGUGUCUUGCAUGCAUUAUAAUCCUCAGAGCAACUCUAACAGUUGAGAAAUAUUAUCCCUGUUUCAGAGAUGAGAAAACAGGUCAGAAAAGCUAAGUAAUUUGUUCCAAGCUCACGUCUCUGGUAAAUGGCAUAGUUAGGAUCUCCAGUGUUUCUAUGCAUAGCCAUGUUACUGUAUUUUUUACUUUAAACAAAACUGAAAACUUUGCCAUAUAUAAUCUUUUAUUGGGAAAAGAACACAAUUUCCAAUUGCUCUGCCUUCCCAUCCUCCCAGUCUUCCAAACUGGCUCAGAGAAGGCAUAGUACUGAGGGUCCCAAGCUCCAUGCAGGAGCUUGCUGCUCUCUCCUGUACCAGUGUCCUGGCUCUCCAGAAUCAGCAAGGUACCACACUGCCUGCCUGCUAGAGAACUUGGGAACCCAUUUGAACUCCAGCUUUUCUGUACAUUGAUUGGGAUUCUCUCCUGGCUGUAACCAACCCACACUUGUUGGUGUGACACCCUUUUCCACUCCCCGGACUAGUCUGGAACUGACCAGUCCCUAAAGUUUCCACUAAAAGGUAUCCCUGACUUGGACAACUGCCAAAUGGUCUGUGCUUGGGCCCUUUCUGCAAGCCUGGGUAUUAUUUUUUUUAAUAUUUUAUUUAUUUAUUCACGAGAAACACACAGAGGCAGAGGCACAGGCAGAGGGAGAAGCAGGCUCCACGCAGGGAGCCCGAUGUGGGACUCGAUCCCAGGACCCCAGGGUCACGACCUGCGCCAAAGGCAAGUGCUAAACCGCUGAGCCACCCAGGUGCCCAAGCCUGGGUAUUAUUGAGUGGAAAUGUAAACUGGUUGGAGACAAGGAACCAAGGAUAAUCCAUUUUUCCCUGAGCUCUCUCUGUAGGAAGUACCAUGGCUCACCCACCCCCCAUUCUCAGCUUUAGAGAGCCAACACCUGAAUCUUCUAGUUCUUCCCAAAUAGAGCUGCCCCAGGGCCUGGGGGUAAGCUGGUGGUCUAAUCUGGAAUGGGAAAUACUAGAAGUUUGAAGCAAUCUUUAGAGAUGUGUUACAUAUUAGGCAUUGGGAUGAGUCCUUUCCCCUAAAGGCUGGUGACUAUAUGAACAGGAACAAUUUAACAUAUAAUACGUCAGCUGUGGACGAGACAGCACUGUAAGAGAAAACAUUACCCUGGUUAGGGGCUUGAACCCUUGAAGCAACACAGCUGGAACAUUGCCCAUUUCUCUCAUCUAGACCUCAGAUGUUUCCCUACACCAACCUGUCUUAACACCUACGAGCCUUCUUCUUGUACCUUGUUUCUCUUUAUGAAUGCAGCUCAUUAUUUCUCUUCAUAGUAAGUCCUAACCCCUGAACUUUUCAGUCUAACACCCGCCUUCCCUUCUAACACCUGUGUUUCUCUGGAGCAACUCUGGAUCCCUGCAAUCUGCAAGUCAUAUAAUCAGAGACCUGGAAAAGCUUAUCUUUAGAGAUCACUGGGGUCCCUGCUUCAGUACAGAUGAGAACACAGGUCCGGAGAUGGAGUGACUUCAGCAAGGUCAGAGAAUUUGUUAGUGCAGCUGGAGAUGGGGCUUAACCCCAGCCUUCCUGACCAUAUCCCACUCCCAGGCUAGAAAACAGGCUGCUGCACAAUCAGACCUGGGGUUUUUCAUGGCAAGGAUAAUAUCACAAAUGUUUCAUUUUCUGCUGCUAGUUUCCACUCCCUUUUCUAUACCGGCAUAAAAAGAAACAAAAGGCACUUGUAGUUUUCUCUGUUCUCCCAAGCCUUGGCACUUUGGGUGAUAUUGCUAAGGAACAGUGAAGUUGCUAAAAAAAAAAAAAAAAAGACUGAAUAACUCACCCAUUGACUAGCUAACCUGGAGAGGAAUUGCAUGUUUGCUAUGUGAAUCCCCCCAAACCACAGUUCUCAUCAGGCCGUCCCAGAGUGUCCUCAUCCCCUUCACAGCGCAGCCCUGUUCUCUGGGCCCCAAUCCCACUAGCGCUGAGCCUCACUUCAGCUUCCUCAUGCAACUGCCCUCCCUUCUGGUUAAGAGGCCUCAUGUUUGAAAUAAAGGUAAAAUAUGAAAGUA